Uloborus diversus is the source of this 1076-nucleotide messenger RNA. It is a transcript of the gene Rab39, whose product is annotated as ras-related protein Rab-39B-like. Gene Ontology annotation, molecular function: GTPase activity; GTP binding. Gene Ontology annotation, cellular component: Golgi membrane. The transcript is spliced from 3 exons. The record is from RefSeq and is a predicted model, not a curated record. Lineage: Eukaryota; Metazoa; Arthropoda; Arachnida; Araneae; Uloboridae. The coding region runs from base 273 to 917 and encodes 214 amino acids.
CAUUUUUUCUCGUCCAUAACCCUUAAUGUAGUAUAAUGUCAUGGCAACACAGGCGCUGCUUUCUGCGCGAGGUCGUCUGCUUCGAUGAUUGAUCUUAUUUGUAACGUAUUUGGCAUUUUGAAAUAAAUAUUGAGUGAUAGUGAUUUCGAUCACAGACAAAAGAAUCAUGCCCAUUUCAAAAAUUUCUCCAUGUUUUCAUCAUUAAAUGUUGAUAUUACGUGCAAGUAAAUUGUGAAAAUCUUUUAUUGUAUAGUAAAUUUUGAUGAAAUAAAAUGGUUGAACCAAUAUUCGACUAUCAGUUUCGCCUUAUUGUUGUUGGUGACAGUACUGUGGGCAAGAGUGCUCUACUUCGUUCAUUUACUGAAGGGAGGUUUACUGAAAUAUGUGAUCCUACUGUUGGUGUAGACUUUUUUGCUCGUCUCAUUGAGGUACAAGAUGGAGUGAGAGUGAAGCUGCAACUCUGGGAUACCGCAGGCCAGGAGCGUUUUAGGACUAUUACAUGGUCUUACUACAGAAAUUCAGUUGGAGCUUUACUAUUAUAUGAUAUAACAAGGCGAUCCACAUUUGAUCACCUAGUUGAAUGGCUGUUCGAAGCUAGAAGGCACAUCGAACCUGGACACGCAUUGUUCGAGGUUGUUGCAUGUAAAGUUGAUUUAGAAAACAACAGAGUUGUUUCAACUGAAGAAGGAAAAGCAUUUGCUGAUUCAUAUGGUUUAUCAUUUAUUGAAACUUCUGCCAAAACUGGUUAUAAUCUUGAAAAAGCUUUUACAAAUAUUGCCCAACAGAUUUAUGAAAAGAUUCAAAGUGGAGAAUUCAAAGUUGAAGAUGGCUGGGAUGGCAUAAGGACUGGUUUUAGUAGGUCUGCAAAUGCUGUCAACUUGAUGGAAGCAGAUGUGGAAAAAAAUCACUGUUGCUAGUGCAUUUUGUUAAUCAUUUAUCAAAGUUUUAACUUGUGUUCAUAAGGAUUAUAUUUUUUACAUUUUGCAUUGAUGUAAAUAGAGCUACACAAUUUCAUUUUAAGGUACUUGAUCAUACAAAAUGUAUGGUAUGUAGCUUUCAUGCUUUUAAUAAACAAG